Messenger RNA from Fragaria vesca subsp. vesca, 2285 nucleotides. RefSeq names its product protein MOS2-like. Gene Ontology annotation, cellular component: spliceosomal complex. Lineage: Eukaryota; Viridiplantae; Streptophyta; Magnoliopsida; Rosales; Rosaceae. Gene Ontology annotation, biological process: mRNA splicing, via spliceosome. The record is from RefSeq and is a predicted model, not a curated record. The transcript is spliced from 3 exons. Gene Ontology annotation, molecular function: nucleic acid binding. Bases 1 to 1287 code for a protein of 428 amino acids.
AUGAAACUCUCCUUCAAUCUGCCCCCGAAAUCGAAAUCCUCUUCGAAGCCAAACCCUAUCAACCCCUCCAAUACCUUCGACGCCGCCACCGCCCGCCAAAACGGCGACGUUUCCAAGCAAUUCGUCAAAGAAUUCGACGCCUCCAAACCCCUUAACGACGGCCCCAAAGCCCCGGUCAUCGCUCCGAUCGAAAACGAAUGGCGGCCGCACAAGAAGAUGAAGAACCUCGAGCUUCCGAUCACCGAGCCCGGCGGCCAGGGGCUCAAAUUCGAGCCCGAGUCGCUCUCCAUCGAGCCGGACUCCAAUAUCUCGUACGGCCUCAAUGUCCGGAAGACGUCGGAAUCAGAGAACUCCGGUAACGGUAGUGGCGGCGAGCGGCUGAGAUCCGGCGGCGUGGAGGAGACGCUGCUUGAGAAAUUCAAGAGCGAUUUGGAGCGGUUGUCGGAUCAUAAGGGGAUGGAGGAGUACGAGGGGAUGCCGGUGGAGGGAUUCGGUGCGGCGCUGCUCUCCGGGUACGGGUGGUACCCCGGGAGAGGAAUCGGGAGGAAUGCUAAGGAGGAUGUCAAGGUUGUGGAGUAUACUAAGAGCACGGACCGGCACGGGUUAGGGUUUCAUAAGAAUUCGAAAGAGAGAGAGAAGAAGAAAGAGAGAGAGGAGGUUGCCAAGGAGGUGAGGAUAGUUUCGGGUAGGGAUUAUGUGGGGUCUAGAGGGAGGGUUGUGGAGAGACUGGGGAAUGGAAAGCUGGUUUUGAAGCUUGCGAAGAGGGCGAAAGAGGAUGAGGAAGCGGAAGUUAGAGUGAAUGUGGAUGAUGUUGUGGAGGUUGGUUCGAGAGAGGAAGAGAAGUGGAGGAGAUUGAGGGAGCAGGAAGUGAAGGUGGGGAGGAGUGACAAGCCGAGGAGAGAAGAUCAGAGGAGUUAUUCAACGUGGCUUGCUAGGCAUAUUCGGGUUAGGGUGAUAAGCAAGGACUUGAAAGGUGGGAAAUUGUAUUUGAAGAAAGGGGAGGUAGUGGAUGUGGUUGGACCGAAUACUUGUGAUAUAUCUAUGGAUGGGAGUAGGGAGUUUAUUCAAGGGGUGUCGGAAGAUUUUCUUGAGACUGCACUCCCAAGGCGUGGAGGACCGGUUCUUGUAUUGACUGGGAAGCAUAAGGGGGUUUUCGGCAGUCUGGUUGAGAAGGAUUCUGAUAGGGAAACUGGUGUUGUUAAGGAUGCUGAUACCCAUGUCUUGCUCAAUGUGAAGCUUGAGCAGAUUGCUGAGUUUACUGGAGAUCCUAGCUACCUUGGAUAUUGAUUCAUAGGCUUUUGAUUUUAGCAUCUCAGGGGCUCUUUCUUUGGGAAUUUGUGGUUAAGCUUUAAAUCAAGAUGUGAGACUGAUGGUGAAGAGAUUCCACAUUUGGAUAUUAUGAUAGGUGAUGUUUAAAGUUGCUGUAGUUCACAGAGUAUUACCUAGGUAAGUGCAGAAGACAUCGACAGUGUCCUUGUACCUGUGAUGGUGGGGAGUUGGAUUCUUCUCCUUUCUGUUCAGAGAUGGCCCUUCCAUUUUGCAAUAGUUGUCCUAAAUCAUUCUGUUCUGUCUUGUUUUGUAUUUAUUAAAUAACAGGUUCCUUUAUCUAAAUCUUAGCCUCUUCUUUCUGACUGUAGACAUUUAAUUUAUCAACUUUCAGGGUGUAUAACUUUGGACAUGGAGAGUACCAUUCAUUCAGGUUGAUACCCUGUGUGUUCUUGGGACCCUGAUGUUAAUGUUAGGUGGUGUAAGGGGUAAGUUUUAUAGUUUUCAGAAGGUGUGGACAAAGAAUAGACGAUGCAUUAUUGUUGCACGUGAGAAGUCUAUCUUAUUAUUCCAACAUUGCCAUUUCUACCCCGAAGCAGCUACUCAGUGUCAUUGCAACUAGUUAUCUCUUGUUUCAGAGCGAAAUAUGGAUGUUCUGUACAGAUCUAGUUGAAAUGGCUGAUCUGGGUCCUUAGUUCAUAGAGGUGUACGAAAACUGCAGAAAAUUGGAAUCUAACCAACGAGGUCCAAUAUGUGCCAAUCUGCAAUGAUGCCAUUGCCCGUAGUGAAACAGGCCUUGACAAGGGUGUUUCUGAUGCACAAUCUAAGGCCGUGAUGAGUUUAACUCUGCUAGUUUGAUUGAAAUCUAAAUCUGGGGAAUCUUUCUGUGCUUUACUUUGACGGUUUGAAGAUUUCCCGAGCUUGUUAGUUUAUGACCUUAUGGAAGGCGUAGGAUAGAGGUUGUGAGAGGUAAAAUACAUAGUGUUGGUGCAACACUUACAUUUUGUUCUCUGUAUCUG